AUGUCUACAUUGAAUCCAAGAACAACUCAUUAUGAGUUUUCAGGCCCCAUUGGGGCUUUGGCUAUUACAGUUUUCCUUCCUGCAUUGGCUAUUCUACUAAACCAAAUGAUCAGACCUGAUUAUUACAUUAAAGGUUUAUUCAGCAAUUUCAGUUGGAUCGAGGUGUGGAACAGAUUAGAUCCCCUAUCGAGCUAUCUCUUCAACGGGGAAUUAUGGACGUAUUACACCACUUGGUACUUUUCUUUAGCAUUACUGGACGUGAUUUUGCCAGGAACCAAACUAUAUGGUGUAGAAUUGAGAGAUGGAUCCAAAUUGCCAUACAAGAUUAACGGAAUUUCAAUGUCAGCAGCUCUAUGUUUGGUUUUGGCAGCAAGAUACCAAUUGACUAAUGGAGAAAUGCCAGAAUUAGAGUAUUUAUACACUCAUCAGACUGACCUUUGUAUAAUAACCAUCUUGUUUUCCUUUGCAUUGGCCACUGCUGUAUACAUUGCUAGCUUCAUUCCAUUAGUCAAGCCUAACAAAAGUGGAACCAAUGAACGUAUCCUAGCUCUGGGCGGUAAUUCAGGUAACAUUAUCUAUGAUUGGUUUAUUGGUAGGGAGUUGAAUCCUAGACUUGGUCCAUUAGAUAUCAAACUAUUCUCUGAACUUAGACCAGGAAUGCUACUAUGGCUAUUACUAAACCUAUCAUGCUUGCAUCAUUCAUACAAGGAGCAUGGAAAAAUAAUUGACUCUCUAUUGUUGAUAAAUGUUUUGCAAGGUUUCUACAUCUUUGAUGGUGUGCUAAAUGAGGAAGGUGUGCUAACGAUGAUGGACAUUACAACAGAUGGAUUUGGUUUCAUGUUAGCUUUUGGAGAUUUGUGUUUGGUUCCCUUUACCUAUUGUUUACAGGCUCGGUACUUGUCUGUUUCCCCCAUUGUUCUCGGUCCCUUGAAUUGUGGAUUGGUUGUAUCGGUUAUGCUGUUAGGAUACUGGAUCUUCCAUUCUUCGAACAAACAAAAGUCAGAGUUCAGACAAGGAAAUCUACCACAUAUGAAAUCCAUUCAAACCGAAAGGGGCACCAAACUUUUGUGCGACUCUUGGUGGGCAGUAUCACAACAUAUAAAUUACUUUGGUGAUCUAUUAAUUUCAUUGAGUUGGUGUUUGUGUACCGGGUUCCAAACUCCACUAACUUACUAUUACUUCUUCUACUUUACAGCGCUACUCUUGCACAGACAGACAAGGGAUGAAGAUAAAUGUAGAAAGAAGUAUGGAAAAUCAUGGGAGGAGUACGAGAAGAAAGUGCCAUAUAAGAUAAUCCCAUAUGUAUAUUAA
Messenger RNA from Kluyveromyces marxianus DMKU3-1042, 1311 nucleotides. It is a transcript of the gene ERG24, whose product is annotated as delta(14)-sterol reductase. Gene Ontology annotation, cellular component: endoplasmic reticulum membrane. The record is from RefSeq and is a predicted model, not a curated record. Lineage: Eukaryota; Fungi; Ascomycota; Saccharomycetes; Saccharomycetales; Saccharomycetaceae. The transcript has a single exon. Gene Ontology annotation, molecular function: Delta14-sterol reductase activity. Gene Ontology annotation, biological process: ergosterol biosynthetic process. The coding region runs from base 1 to 1311 and encodes 436 amino acids.